CGACAAGUAUCCUAAAAAUGCCACGUGUCAUAUUCGACGACGACAAGUGUGAUGAAACGCUUCCACACACUCUCCUUUGCGUUACAUUUUUUUUUGGGUGCAUAUGAUCAGAUUCUUUUAAGUUGUUGUAGAAUCAGAGAGCUCCGUAAUACAUUUCAUCCAUGGCUUCUCCUUCUGUUCUAGAGCAUCGUCCAGCUUCACUCGAUGCUACAGCAGAUCCACCCGCUCUGUUCGAUGGAACCACAAGAUUGUACACAAGCUACGGUUGCCCAUAUGCUCAACGUGUUUGGAUCACCAGAAACUUCAAGGGUCUGCAAGAAAAGAUUAAGCUUGUUCCUUUGAAUCUUGGGAAUAGGCCUGCUUGGUACAAGGACAAAGUCUAUCCUGAAAACAAGGUGCCAGCACUUGAGCACAAUGGCAAAAUCAUAGGGGAGAGUCUUGAUUUGAUCAAGUAUCUCGAUAACACUUUUGAAGGCCCUUCCCUCUUCCCUGAGGAUCAAGCAAAAAGAGAGUUUGGAGAAGAGUUGUUGAAGUACACUGAUACAUUCACCAAGACUAUGUGGGCGUCCCUCAAAGGAGAUCCUUUUACAGAAACCGCACCUGUGUUGGACUAUCUGGAAAACGCUCUGUAUAAGUUUGAUGAUGGGCCAUUCUUCCUCGGCCAGUUUAGCUUGGUUGAUAUCGCCUAUAUACCGUUCAUCGAAAGGUUUCAAAUCGCACUCAAUGAACUAUUCAAGUGUGACAUUACUGUAGAACGUCCCAAACUAUCAGCUUGGAUCGAGGAAAUGAACAAGAUUGAUGCCUAUGUACAAACGAAGACCGACUCAAAGGAGAUUGUGGAGAUUUUCAAGAGAAAACUCAUGUAAGGAAGCAAGCACUCAGCAGUGAAGUGUACGAACAGUUAGAUGGUCUUUGGAUAUAAAGCAAGAACCAUUUGAUGCAAUAAGAUGUAUAAUUUAAGUCAUAUGCAGUAACAUAAUCUGUAUUUUACUGUUAAUCAGAGACUCAAGCGAUGAUUAGUACAAUAAUUUGAGAAUAAAAAACUCUGAUUCUGCUUUACA
This is a messenger RNA of Brassica rapa (field mustard), 1061 nucleotides long. RefSeq names its product glutathione S-transferase L3. The record is from RefSeq and is a predicted model, not a curated record. Lineage: Eukaryota; Viridiplantae; Streptophyta; Magnoliopsida; Brassicales; Brassicaceae. Gene Ontology annotation, biological process: protein glutathionylation. Gene Ontology annotation, molecular function: glutathione transferase activity.